GUUCCCAGGUUUCUUGGACGUAUAAGACCGUCACUAGAGCUCAUUCAUAACGUCUUUGCUGAAAGCGGCUUAAAACACCACGACCUGGCGCUUGACUUGGUCAAAAGCGCGGCGGCGCGUUUGCGGCAAGGCAAGCUUUCUGAGCCAACUCCACAGAGCGAGAAGCCAACCAAAAUUUUAGAGCGAAAAUCAGAGGAGGCCCGAAUCACCACGGAUAAGGCGACCACGCGCCUUUGAUCAAAGAAAGCUCUAUGGCUGGCGAAGUCAGAGGCGCGAUCGAACGAUCGGAUGAUGGCCCCGAAGGCCGUGUGCAGAGCGAAGCGGCCUUUCAGAGACCAAAGAUGGAAGACGUGGACGAGCAGCCGCACAUUCAGUCGCAAUCCCAAGGCAACGGAGCCAGGCCGAAAAGAGACGCAUGCCCUCAUCUCGUCGUGCUGGGCGAAGGAUCACGAGCACGCUUCACUGGUCUCGUCGAAGGGAGAGACGAUGGGAGCCAGCCGCGCUUGAACGAGGUGCUGAACAAGUACAAGCUCGGGCUGCGAUUUGGUCGUAAAAUCAGAAGAGGCGAGGUCUGCACCAAUGAGCAUGAAGGCGAUGACGAGCAGCGGCAGGUCUCUUACGGCGACGACGAACUGCAAAGGCAGAAGAGAAGAAAGAUGCUCUCCCAUCCUUGCUGUGCAACGUGCGAGACGACACUCCAUCGCCCAUUUCUUUGCCUCGAAUGUGCAGAGCCCGCCUGUUUCUUCGUCGAGAGGGGUAUCUCUAUGCACCAGAGCAACUGCAUGCGCUUGCAUCUGCAACAAAGUAGCCAUGCACUAGCGUUUGACAUUUAUGACGGAACUCUUUAUUGCGCUCGAUGCGAUGACAUCGUAUACGACGACAAGUUCGAUCAAGCUUACCAAGAGGAGAAGGCUAGAGUAGCCACAGCGUCCCCGGCCAAAAGGGCAGCCAGAAUGGCUCUUGCUGUCGAUCCAGCAAAGAACGGGCAAGCUCUUACUACCUCUGCUUCACCUGCUGAGUCAAGCGACUCCUCACUCUGCAGAGUACCUCGGGGCCUCUACAACCUCGGCGCAACGUGCUUCAUGAACGUCAUUCUACAGUCCUUCGUCCACAAUCCCCUGCUCCGGAAUUACUUCUUGUCAGACAGGCACAACGUCGCUCUUUGUCCCGCUCGCGAAAACUGCUUGGCAUGCGAGCUGGACAAGCUUUUCAACGAAUUCUUCUCGGUGGAAGACCGGCCUCGAGCCCCAUUUGCUCCGACGAAUUUCCUCUUCUGUGUCUACCUUGCCAGGGAGUCGUCCGAGAUUUCUUCGGCCGGAGAGCACGACGCCCACGAGCUUUUCAUAAGUGCCUUGAACAGCGUCCACUCGGCUCUGAUGGCUGUCGGCCGGGAGCCUAGCACUCGCUCGAACAAUUUGCCCAUGUAUCCCUUCGGCGAUCAAGCACAUGGACUCUCUGCAAGCCGGAGUGGAACCGCGAGCAGCUCGAGCGAUGGUGGAGGGCAGGAAGCCUUUGGAGGGGCCUUAUCGAGCCGGAGAGACUGGGGAUUCAAUUCCGAUAUCGUCUGUCCCUGCGUCGUCCAUCGGACCUUUUCGGGCAUUCUUCAGAGCGACGUCACUUGCCAACGUUGUGGAUGGCGAUCCAGCACUCACGAUCCCUUCCUAGAUCUCUCGCUUGACAUCCGCACGGCGAGAGCUCGUACGCUAUCUGCUCUGCACAAUGCUGCUGAGCAAGAUGCCACGCUCAACGACGAUGGCUCGAUCAAGAAGAAGUCGAAGAAGGUGAGGGAGCGCGAGGAAAAGGAGCGCAAGGAACGCUUGGCACGCGAAGGUAGCGGCAUCGACGACGAGCAGAGCUUGAAUGAAUGCCUGAGGAGGUACUGCGCAAGCGAGAAGCUCGCCCAGAGUGAUUACAGCUGCGCGCAAUGCGGAGUAGGCAGUCAAGCUGUUAAGCAGCUCAGCCUCUGCAGAUUACCGCCCGUGCUCUGCAUUCAGCUCAAGCGCUUUGAGCACAACACCACCACGGGGACGAAGAUCGAAACACGCGUCAAAUUUCCCCUGACACUCGAUGUCAGAGACUAUUGUACAUCGGCCUUGCGCGAACGACUUGACGAAGAUGGCUCGGCGCCCUCACCGUCGACGAUGGCGGUGGACCCGGACUCGUACCUAUACGAUCUCUUUACCGUCGUCGUGCACGAAGGCAAGCUCAACACGGGCCAUUACUAUUGCUACAGCCGUUGGCGAAAUUUGUGGUAUAUCGCAAAUGACGACUCGGUCCGCCCGGCCAAGCUGCAAGAUGUUCUCUUGUGCCGAGCCUACCAAUUGUGCUACAUGCGUCGCUCCUUGCAGAAUAUUCGCCAGUCUCCUCCUUCGUCGUAG
Messenger RNA from Acaromyces ingoldii, 2378 nucleotides. Its product is annotated as cysteine proteinase. Gene Ontology annotation, biological process: protein deubiquitination. The record is from RefSeq and is a predicted model, not a curated record. Gene Ontology annotation, molecular function: zinc ion binding; cysteine-type deubiquitinase activity. The transcript is spliced from 8 exons. Lineage: Eukaryota; Fungi; Basidiomycota; Exobasidiomycetes; Exobasidiales; Cryptobasidiaceae. The coding region runs from base 252 to 2378 and encodes 708 amino acids.